Molecule: messenger RNA, 6814 nt
Organism: Oryzias latipes (Japanese medaka)
Lineage: Eukaryota; Metazoa; Chordata; Actinopteri; Beloniformes; Adrianichthyidae
Source: RefSeq, a predicted model, not a curated record
CCUAAAAACAGCACAAGUAGAAUUUGAAUUCAUAUUAAUUCAGUUUUUAAAAAAAAAAAAAGAAUUCCAGAAAAAUAUGCCUCUUAAAAUCGUUUAUGUGAAAUAUUUCACAAAGAGUGUAUAAGUCCUAAAGACAAAUAAAAGACAAAUUGUCUGUUUUUUAUAGUGCUUGAAUAAACAAAAGGAAUGCUGCAUUUGGCAAUAGUGAGCUAAACAGCUUAACCAAAAUGACUGAUGUGACUUUGGAAGAUAUGCCCUGCUGCAUAUCUUCUUUCUCCUCCCACGGCCUUUCCCUUCCUGACAGCUAAAACUUCUUUCAGACCUAAGCUUAAAAAACAACUAUGAUGUUGUUAUUGAAGAAGCUGGAGCCUGGGGUGGUAGCUUAGGCUCCAAAGAAGAAGAAAAAAAAGGUUUUCUUGCCCCCCUUACCCCUGUGGGAAACUACAAGGCCGCCCCUGGAUUAAGUCCCCGCCUUUAAACUCAAAUAAGAAGGGAACUUCAAAGGCUGUCGGCCGCCGGGGCUCCGCCCUCCUGCUCCCAAUCGGCUUCACAAAGGAUUUGCCGACGUUCGGGAAUUCCGCCUCCAGUUCCUUUUAUAGCGCCACUCGUGCGCUGGCUGCGUUCCAGGAGCCCGCCCAUCCUCGUUACUUUGACAACACAAAGGACUUCACGGAACUCACAGGCGCCGCCCACAUUUCCAAAUAAGGAAAGUCCGUCCAUGUACGGCAAACAAUCGGUGCGAGAUUGCCCUUUUCUCUUCCUUAUCCUGUUUAUAUGAUCGGAGAGGAGCUGCGCUUCAGGUUGGAAGCGGUGCGAACAUGGAUGAGCGAGUCCAGCAGCCCCCGGCCAAGCGGCACUGCUGGCGGCCCGGCUAUAACUCGGCAUGCAGGCAGGGGCAGCGGGCUGGAGGGGUCCUGUGUGGCGGUACGGGCUCCGCUCCGGGAGGCUCUGGGAACGGAAAAACGCACAACCCCGAGUCGCUGCUCGACAUCGCGGCACGUCGAGUCGCGGAGAAGUGGCCGUUUCAGCGGGUGGAGGAGCGCUUCGAGAGGAUCCCGGAGCCCGUCCAGCGGAGGAUCGUAUACUGGUCAUUUCCUAGAAGCGAAAAGGAGAUCUGUAUGUAUUCUUCUUUCAACGCCGGAGGAGAGGAAAGUGGAACUAGCGGGGACAACAAUGAUGAGACCCAGCUGCCUUUCCUACGGGGUGUCACUCUGUUGGAGAGUGGCUGGGUGGACAACGUAUUACAAGUCGGUUUCCAUCUGAGUGGAACGGUGACGGACCCCGCCACGUCUCCGGAGCUCGUCUGCAAUGUCAGCGUCAGCUUUGACCGCUGCAAGAUAACUGCUGUGACGUGCACAUGCGGAAACAAGGACAUCUUCUACUGCGCCCACGUAGUGGCACUUUCCCUUUACAGAGUCCGAAAACCCGAGCAGGUCAAGCUGCAUCUGCCCAUCUCAGAAACCUUAUUCCAAAUGAGCAGAGACCAGCUGCAGAAGUUUGUCCAGUACCUGAUCUCAGUCCACCACACUGAGGUGCUGCCCACCGCACAGAAACUGGCAGACGAGAUCCUGUCGCAGAACUCGGAGAUCAACCAGGUUCACGGGGCCCCGGACCCCACGGCUGGGGCCAGCGUGGACGAUGAAAACUGCUGGCACCUGGACGAGGAGCAGGUUCAGGAGCAAGUGAAGCUCUUCCUGUCCCAGGGAGGAUACCACGGCUCGGGCAAGCAGCUCAACCUGCUGUUCAGCAAGGUGAGGGAGAUGCUGAAGAUGCGUGACUCCAACGGAGCGAGGAUGUUGACGCUGAUCACAGAGCAGUUCAUGGCGGACCCUCGGCUGGCGCUGUGGAGACAGCAGGGCACCACCAUGACCGACAAGUACAGGCAGCUCUGGGAUGAGCUGGGUGCCCUGUGGAUGUGCAUCGUACUGAACCCCCACUGUAAGCAGGAGCAGAAGUCAUCGUGGCUGCGCCAGCUGCGCAGAUGGAACAGCGUAGACGUCUGCCCGUGGGAGGAUGGAAACCACGGCAAUGAGCUGCCCAACCUCACCCACUCCUUGCCUCAGGGUGCUCACGGAAACCAAGAGAUGCGUCCCCACAGGACUGUUUUUACACGAGCUAUCGAGGCCUGCGACCUGCACUGGCAGGACCGACACCUCCAGCACAUUAUCGCCAGUGACCUCUAUGCCAACUACUGUUACCAUGACAACCAGGAGGGCUCCCUCUUCGACUCGCGUGGCUGGCCUUUAUGGCACGAACAUGUCCCGACGGCGUGUGCUCGAGUGGAUGCCCUGCGUUCCCACGGUUACCCCAGAGAAGCACUGCGACUGGCCAUUGCUGUUGUGAACACGUUACGAAGGCAGCAGCAGAGGCAGCUGGAGCACUUUAGACGGCACAAAAAAGAAUUGCUCCACAAAGGCCAUACUUCCAUAACCAACAUGGAGGGCUGGGUGGGACACCCUCUGGAUCCCAUCGGUACUCUGUUCAGCACCCUGACAGAGUCGGGACGGGUGGGCGAUGAAGGUGCCAACAUCUGUUUAGAUCUUUCAGCUCUCUCCUGGUCCCUUCCAGACUGUUCCAGUGUUGUGAGCAGAGCAGACCUCCAACGAAUGCCCGUGCAGCGAUUGCUAGGGGACGGUGAAUCGUACAUGGCGUUGGCAGUGGAGACGGCUCUGAUUGGCUUGGGCCAGCAGAGAGUAAUGCCUGAUGGGCUGUACGCUCAAGAAAAGGUGUGUCGCAACGAAGAGCAGCUGUUGGCCAAGCUGCAGGAAGUGGAACUGGACGACUCCUUGGUCAAAAUCUUCCGUAAACAGGCCGUCUUUCUGCUGGAAGCCGGCCCGUACUCUGGCCUCGGAGAGAUUGUCCACAGAGAGAGUGUUCCCAUGCACACCUUCGCCCGCUAUCUCUUCACCUCUCUCCUACCUCACGACGCUGAACUGGCGUACAAAAUUGCACUGAGAGCCAUGCGGUUGCCCGUGUUGGAGUCCACGGCCUCGUCUGGUGAUCUCUCCCGACCGCACCACAUUGUGUCUGUAGUUCCCAACCGCUACCCGCGCUGGUUCACCCUCAGCCACAUAGAGUCUCAACAGUGUGAGCUGGCCUCCACCAUGCUCACUGCCGCCAAAGGUGACAGCCGCAAGCUGGAGACGGUCCUGGAGUCGAUCCAGAAAAACAUUCACUCCUCGUCUCAUAUUUUCAAACUGGCACAGGAUGCGUUCAAGAUUGCCACUCUAAUGGAUAGCCUCCCUGACAUCACUCUUCUCAAAGUUUCUCUGGAGCUGGGACUGCAGGUGAUGAGAAUAACUCUGUCCACACUGAACUGGAGGAGAAGAGAGAUGGUGCGCUGGUUAGUCACAUGUGCCACUGAAGUUGGGGUGUAUGCACUGGACAGCAUCAUGCAAAACUGGUUCACCCUCUUCACCCCCACGGAAGCAACCAGUAUUGUGGCCACCACCGUCAUGUCCAACAGCACCAUCGUCCGCCUCCACCUGGACUGCCACCAGCAGGAGAACCUGGCUUCAUCUGCACGCACGCUGGCCCUGCAGUGUGCCAUGAAGGACCCCCAGAACUGCGCCCUCUCUGCUCUUACACUCUGUGAAAAGGACCACAUUGCCUUCGAGACAGCCUACCAGAUUGUACUGGAUGCAGCAGCCACAGGAAUGAGCUACACGCAGCUGUUCACUAUUGCACGCUACAUGGAGCACCGCGGAUACCCGAUGCGAGCGUAUAAGUUGGCCACAUUAGCUAUGGCUCAUCUGAACCUGAGUUACAACCAGGACACGCACCCAGCCAUCAAUGACGUACUGUGGGCCUGUGCGCUCAGCCACUCCCUGGGCAAGAACGAGCUAGCCGCUGUAAUUCCCCUAGUGGUCAAGAGCGUAAAGUGCGCCACUGUGCUCUCAGACAUUUUGCGGCGUUGCACGCUGACCACGCCCGGCAUGGUUUCGGCUCUGCACAGCCGCAGGAACUCUGGGAAGUUGAUGUCACUGGACAAAGCGCCGCUCAGGCAGCUGCUGGACGCCACCAUUGGGGCGUACAUCAACACCACGCACUCUCGGCUCACGCACAUCAGCCCGCGGCACUACAGCGAGUUCAUAGAGUUCCUGGGAAAGGCCCGGGAGACGUUUAUGAUGGCUCAUGACGGACACAUCCAGUUCACCCAGUUCAUAGACAACCUGAAACAGAUCUAUAAGGGCAAAAAGAAACUAAUGAUGCUCGUGAGGGAGAGGUUUGGCUGAGAGCAAGGCUUGGUUCCAAAGCACGCUCCACUCUCACUUUAGGACUUUUCUAUUUACUUGAUUCUGCCUUUUGAACUUCCUUUGGACUAAUGGACGAGUAAAAAGAGGGAUGUGACUUGUAGAAUGAAGCAAAAACAGAAAGGAAGCGAUGAGAAAAAAAGUCAACAGAGCCACCUGCGGUAUUAUUGUUCUCGCUGUUGUUACUGUUAUAAACAGUAUUACUAUUAUUAUUAUUAUUAAUAUUAUUCCUACUCCGUGUACAGACGUGUUUUUUAUUUUUCAGAAGAGAGGAAAUUUGUCACAUUGUGAAUGUUGUGUGUUUCUCUACAUGUGUGCGAGACAAAAAAUGAAAAGGCUUUUUUUGGGGAACUUUUUAGUUCCUUUAAACACAUUUUUUUUAGCAUCCUUUCCUCCCUUUUUUUUGUGUAUAUUUGAGUUAGGGUGUUGUCGAGCGGCUGAAGCCCUUGUACAAUAAAGCUCAUGUAAAAAAAAAAAAAAGGUAAAAAAAAACAACAACAACCAAGAAGAAAAAAACAAACGUUUAGGCGUCCUCAAAGAGAAACUAAGGCUUUAAACCACACAGAGCGCCUCCUCAUGUCCAGACCCUCGCUGGUGGGCUCUGGGCAGCACUGCACAGCUUAGCUCGGCUCGACACAGCUUGGGUUCCCACUAACAGAAAGCCGCCAUCAGCAUUUCUUCAUACUAGCAAGCAGCACUUGAGCAGCCAUUAGCUUUCUCUGGGCUCCAGGCAUUAUCCCCACCACACCAUGCUCUUAGCUAACUCUUGUUAUUGUGAUCUAAGCCUCCUCCAUAAUGAGAACCUGUUCCAGACAGAAGACAGUGUGCAGUGAUGACACAUUAGACAAAGAUAAUGAGUAUUAUUGCUUCAUUAAAGUCCCGUAGCACCGCUGUGGUUUUUAACUGCCAACAUUUGACUGCUAUCCCUGAGUUUUCUUGUUAAAACACAUUACCCAGAGGGAGAUGACUACCUCAUGAUACAGCAUUGAACCUGCUCCCAGUUGUGCUAUCGUGAUAUUUAUCGUCCAUGUUAGCUGACAGUGUUAAUUGAAAAGGGGAUUCGCUACUGAGACUAAUGUUGAUAAGAAACUAAGCGUUUCCGCGCUCUCCUCAAAAUUCGCUCCCCCCCCCCCCCCCCCAACAUGCAUUGCAUGGUGUCUUCAGACUAGGGCCAGUGUCACUUCCCCUCUGUGCAUGUGAAUCAUGGAAAUUUGACUUUCUACUGUUAUAGUUCAUUGUGUGGAACCUCCAGUAACCAGAACGUUCUCAGGGAUUUCUCUACGCAGGAAAACAAAAGGCGGAAAACAAAUGAACGACUGUCUACACGAGAAAGACUUCAAACGUGACACAAACAUGAGCAAGCAUUAAUUGUACUCUGUAUAUAUGCCAUAGUAUAUGUCUGAAUAUGGAGGAUCUGAAAGUAUAUGUUAACUAAUUUAUACAGAGUAUUCUAUGUAAUGUGAAAUACUUGAAGCCGCUGUAAUUUGCUCUUUCUUUCCCUCUCUGGCUCUUUUCCUCUCCUCUGUCUUCCCUUUUUUUUGUUGCAAACAGAACAUAUCAAAAGGACAAGACUGGCCUCUGUUUUUUGGACGAACGAGGCAUUCGCCCCUCAGGCGCUGGAUCCAGUCAGAAAUGCAGGUUUUGGUCUCUCUAGCUACACCUUCAUCGACUCGAUAAAUGUUUAAAAACAACAAAAGCAUUCAUUUUUAACUAGCAUUUUUUAAGACACUAACGCAUGUAAGCUGUUGUAGCCUGGUUUUCCUGUGGGAUCCCAUAUUGAAAAAAACACGCUUCAUACUGGAUGAGUAGCUGGCUCAAAAAUAGAGCAUUUUGUGUCCAGAGCUUCAUUCACUGAAAGACAUUUCUUGACUACAGUCUUACAGAAAUAAUGAGUCACAAGCAGGAUUUAACAACCUUGAUCAAGAAGUGCAGGUUCAAUGCUUUUACAAAACAUUUGCUUUAUUCCACCGAAACUUCCAGUGUCUCCUCUGCGAUGCGCAGCUACCCUAUUCUUCUUGCCUUUUUCCCCUUAUUUCCUUUUUUAUUUCCUGUGCAACUUUUCUAUCUUGUGUUGAUUGAAGAUGAAAGCAGCCUUUUCUCUUGCCUUGUCUUAACGCUUUAAAGUAACCAAACAGAAGAUCCAUCUAUCUAACAACCAAACGCGUUUUAAGGGGUGAGAGACAAACAACCGUGGUCCCAGCUUUAGUGUCCUUAAUUAGUAAGAGAAUGGCUGUGUAACUCAUGCUUUAACUAAAGCAAUUCCUCAUGUGUGCUUGGUGGAAAAGAUACGUUGUCCAGUGUCUCUUGUCUUCAGAAACAAUUUCCUCUGAGUCUUUCUAGCUGUUUUUAUUUUUAUUCUUCUGUUUGUGUAGGAAAUCUUCUGCUCUCUUUUAUUUAUUACGAUGACCCAUGUAUACUUGCUUAUGAAAUUCAGAUUUGAUACACCGAUAUCAAUUUAUUUAUGUAACUAAAUCACUGUUUUAUAAUCUUGUUAAUGAGUCAAUAAUUGACGUUUUUGUUUUGUUCUUUUGUUUUAAUAAAAGUUAGUUUUUUGAAAUGUA